AUGAUCACUUCAGAAAUCAUAGCUUAUGUUAUCUUCGUAUCAUACUUCUUGCUCAUCUUCCUAGCCUUCUUUUGUGUCUUUUGGUCCUUGUUGCGAGGCAGAAAUCCUGGUCAACUUCUCUCCGGCAGAUCCUUCUUCUUCCUCCGAAUAGCUGCGGUGGCCCUGGUUGCAACAUGGACCUACAUGAUCAAAUUUAUGUUUGUAACAACACAGUGGUCUUACGAUUACUACGCAAAACGACAUUACGCUCCAACCAUAGGACAAUGGCUUGCUAACACUGGUCUUUUCGAACAAGCUUGGGGCAUAGUAUGCACAGGACCUAGUUCUUGGUGGUGGAGUAGCUUUAUAUGUACUUGGACAGUGAUCUUUACCGCUGUGGUAUGGACGGAAAGUGGAAGAAGAGGUAUCAAAUGGCCCUGGGCAUAUAUGCUGCUAGGACAAUUAGUCGCCAUGUCCGUCGCUACAGCUAUGUUCAUCUCGGCUCUUUAUCUUCAUCCUCGUAAACGACCUUCCCAAGGUGCUCCUCCAAGGUUAUACUUUCCACUUUUACUGGCUUUGGGCACCAUUCAUCUCCUCCCUACAUACACUGGAACAAGUCGAUUCCUCACCAACCUUUUAUGGAUGCACGGUCUCUUACUGGUAGCAUUACUCGCCCCACCAUCAAAGGACAACGAGAGAGAGAAACUGGGCAUCCCUUUCCCUACGCUCUAUGCCUUGUUGGGGGUAUUGGCAGCGGCCAUUCAUAUUCCAAAUACAAACCGAUUAUUGUCUGUAAUUCCCAAGCACACUUCGGUUCCGGUCCAUCUCCAACGACAUAUCUUCUUCCACCCAGCUCAAUCUAGCAUUUCCCUCGAUGUUGUCUGCGUAGCUUCCACCCUCCUUCUUUGGUAUGUGGCAUCAGGAUCGACCGCUGCCAUAGCGACGAAGACAAUUUUUCUAGGGACAGUCGGUGCGCUCUUGGGGGUGCGCUAUGCAGGAUUGACUUGGGGUCUCAUAGCAAGUCUUUUACCCAUUGUCAUCCUUGCGAUUGGAGCUUUGUUGGCCUUGUACGUCCAGCAGAUGAGAGUGAGGAAUGAGGGACGAAGAAAGAACUUAUUGGAAAGUAUGGGAGUAUUGGAAAAUACUGUCAUACCAGGAACCAAGAACAAGCCCCCGAGAAAAGCGUCUCGAGCCACCGUGAUUGGGUUCUGGCAUCCGUACUGCAAUGCUGGGGGAGGUGGAGAACGAGUGUUAUGGUCAAUCAUUGCGUACUUACAAAGAGUCCAGCCAGAUACCGUCAUCCUAGUCUACUCAGGUGAUUAUCCCUCGACGAGCAAGGAAGAGAUGCUUGACAAGGUUCAGGAAAGAAUGUCCAUUCGUUUGUCAGGAGAUAAACUAGCUUUCAUCCCUCUACCUUCUCGACAUUUGAUAUCGGAUUCUUACUGGAAGCGAUUCACUCUCCUGGGGCAAUCAAUCGGUUCUGUCAUCCUGGCUUGGGAAGCCCUCUGUGGAGCUGAAGGAAUGUGGGGAGAUAUUUUCUUUGAUACUAUGGGUUAUGGGUUUACCUACCCAUUUGUCAGACUUAUCUGCGGGGGAGAGAUCGCCAUCGGAGCCUACACGCAUUACCCGACCGUGAGCGUGGAUAUGGUGAAGCGGGUGCGGAAAGGAGAGUGGGGUGUGGAGAGUGGAAGCACUCAACGGGGAUGGUGGGGGAAGCAAGUCAAGCUUGUCUACUAUGCCAUCUUCACCGUGCUCUACUCCGUAUCCCUCCUAUACGCAGAAGUGAUUAUGACAAACUCGUCCUGGACACAAGCCCACAUCACAUCACUCCUCUUGUCCGCCAGGAAGACAUGGCUAGCUGCUUUCCUUCUUAAAGAUGAAAAGGCAUUGCAAGCUCGAGAGAGACGUAAAGAACCGUCCAACCGAGGCAGAUGUGAAGUGGUAUUUCCUCCUUGUGAUGUGACCGGUUUAUUGAAGCUGGGCCAUGUUGGCAGUCGGAAAAGAGAGAUAGUCUCUUUGGCGCAAUUCAGGCCCGAGAAAGACCAUGCAAAGCAGUUGUAUGCUCUUAACGUUUUGUUCGAUCAAUACCCAGAGUGCAGAGAUGUGAGGUUGACACUUAUGGGAGGUUGCAGGAAUACGGAGGAUGAGCAGCGGUUAGAAGGCCUGAAGGCUUUAGCUAUGAAACUGGGUAUAGAGGAUCGGGUUGAAUUCGUGGUGAACGCUCCCUAUCCCGAAGUUGUGCGACGCCUGGGUCAAGCUUCCAUAGGUCUCAACACGAUGCAAGAUGAACAUUUCGGGAUUAAUGUGGUGGAGUUUAUGGCGGCAGGUUUGAUACCUGUCGUUCAUGCGAGCGCUGGACCCAUGAUGGAUAUUGUGGUUUCACAUAACGGGCGACAAACAGGCUUCCACGCCACUGACGCUGAAUCAUUCGCAUCUUCCCUCCACACCGCUUUAUCUCUUUCGGCGGAUCGUCAAUUGGAUAUGAGGAGAGUUGCCAGAGAUCUAGCAAGGGACAAAUUCAGUCAGGAGAAGUUUGAGAGUUCUUUUGAGCAAAGUUGGAGGUAUUUAAUUGGUUCUCAUCUAUCUGAUCGACCUGGUAUCUAG
Messenger RNA from Tremella mesenterica DSM 1558, 2583 nucleotides. RefSeq lists its product as uncharacterized. Bases 1 to 2583 code for a protein of 860 amino acids. The transcript has 11 exons. Gene Ontology annotation, biological process: protein N-linked glycosylation. Gene Ontology annotation, cellular component: endoplasmic reticulum membrane. The record is from RefSeq and is a predicted model, not a curated record. NCBI's taxonomy places the organism in Eukaryota, Fungi, Basidiomycota, Tremellomycetes, Tremellales, Tremellaceae. Gene Ontology annotation, molecular function: GDP-Man:Man(3)GlcNAc(2)-PP-Dol alpha-1,2-mannosyltransferase activity.